UUCUGCGCAUGCGUCUGCCUGCCAUUUCCGUUUCCGGCUAGUUGUACGCACUGAGGAGUCGGUGUCAUACUGCUUUGUGACCCGUUCAGUCCCGUCCUGUGUGUCCGGGAUGACUGCUGAGAAGAAACCACAGGUGGACCUGGGUCUCCUGGAGGAGGACGACGAGUUUGACGAAUUUCCGACCGAAGACUGGCCCGGCUGUGAUGAGGACGAGGACGCUCACGUUUGGGAAGAUAACUGGGACGAUGACAACGUAGAAGACGACUUUUCAAAUCAGUUAAGGGCUGAACUAGAAAAACACGGCUACAAGAUGGAGACGGCGUAGCCGGGAAGAGUGCGGUUCCUUUAUUGUUAGUUUUCUGUUUUUACAAUAAAUAUUUUUUUUGUUGCCGUUGUAA
Molecule: messenger RNA, 398 nt
Organism: Bufo bufo (common toad)
Lineage: Eukaryota; Metazoa; Chordata; Amphibia; Anura; Bufonidae
Gene: SEM1
Product: SEM1 26S proteasome subunit
Exons: 3
Coding region: 110-325 (71 amino acids)
Biological process (GO): proteasome assembly; mRNA export from nucleus; double-strand break repair via homologous recombination
Cellular component (GO): proteasome regulatory particle, lid subcomplex; proteasome complex
Source: RefSeq, a predicted model, not a curated record